AUGCAUCGGAUUCUGCAAUUGGUGCUGUUUUAUCACAGAAACGAGAAGAUAGAAGAGAGGGUCAUCGCUUAUUUUAGUCGAACUUUGACCAGAUCGGAGAGGAAUUAUUGCGUGACAAGAAAAGAACUGUUGGCGGUGGUCAAGGCAAUUGAACACUUCAACUAUUAUCUUCAUGGGCUGAAAUUCCGAGUGCGAACAGAUCAUUCGCCAUUGCAGUGGUUGAUGAAUUUUAUGGAACCGCAAGGCCAAGUGGCUCGAUGGAUAGAGAAACUCCAAACUUAUGAUUUUAUCGUUGAACAUCGAUCUGGGUCUGCCCACAGAAUGCUGAUGCUUUGUCCAGACGUCCCUGCUUUGAGGAAGACUGCAAGCAAUGUACGUUAUGAAGAGAGAUUUCAGCUAAAAACAGUUAGCAGAGUGACAAGACCUGUUAUCAAAGAAUCCGAAACAAAUCGGGGAUCAGUAGAGAAAGAUAGCGAAACACUUCCGGUUGACGUGGAUAAGUGGAAGGAGAAACAAGGUGAAGAUGGUAACAUGAAGUCGUUAAUCGAGGCGUUGAAAGAUGGGAAAAAAAGGCCGCGGUGGGCAGUUGUUACGCCUUUCGGGAAGAAACGAAGACACUGUGCACAAUGGGACAGUCUUCGUUUGGUCGAUGGAAUUAUGUAUCGGGUUUGGGAACAUCCAAGGGCUAGUGACGAGACCUUGCAAAUUGUGGUACCUAAAGCUCUACGAAAACAGAUAUUUGACUUGCUGCAUGAUUCGAAAACGGGAGGACAUUUUGGCAUCAAUAAAACAAUCGGAAAGAUAAAAGCAAAAUUUUAUUGGCCGAAGUUACGAGAUGAUGUUAAAAAGUGGUGCGCUCAGUGUGAUUUAUGUUCUGCGAGAAAGGGUCCGUCGAGGAAGAUAAAGGCGCCAUUAGCUUCCUACGUGGUGGGAUCGCCAAUGGAACGAGUGGCUGUAGACGUCUGGGACCGUUACCAGUUUCGGAGAAUGGCAACAAGUAUAUUUUUAUCGCUAUGGAUUACUUUACAAAAUGGCCGGAAGCAUAUGCACUUCCCAACCAGAAGCAGAAACAGUAGCGAAAGUAUUGGUGGAUCAAUUCGUUUCUCGUUUUGGGACGUCUGUUGA
Messenger RNA from Paramuricea clavata, 1125 nucleotides. Lineage: Eukaryota; Metazoa; Cnidaria; Anthozoa; Malacalcyonacea; Plexauridae. The record is from the annotation of a GenBank genome assembly.